CUCGGCGGCGGCGGCGGCGGCAGGGGGAGCUCGAGCUUCGCCUCUCACGGGGCUGUCCCGCGGCGAAGGGGACCCCGUGGGCGCCUGUGUCCGAGCGCAGAAGCCGGGGAGCUGGUUCCGGGCUGAAGAGGGAGACAGGCCGCCGCGGCGCCGGAGGAAGGAGAGGAGCCGGGCUGGAAGAGGAAGAUGCCCAGUGCGGACGUUUUCAUGUUGAAGGCCUUUGAGCCCUACUUCGAGAUUUUGGAAGUAUAUUCCACAAAGGCCAAGAAUUACAUAAAUAGUCAUUGCACCAAAUAUGAGCCCUGGCAACUAAUUGCAUGGAGUGUCGUGUGGACCUUGCUGAUAGUCUGGGUAUAUGAGUUUGUCUACCAACCGGAGAGUUUAUGGUCAAGAUUUAAAAAGAAAUGCUUUAAGCUCAUCAGGAAGAUGCCUAUUAUUGGUCGAAAGAUCCAAGAUGAGUUGAACAAGGUCAAGGAUGAUAUUAGCAAGAACCUGUCAUUUCUGCAAGUGGACAAGGAGUAUGUGAAGGUUCUGCCCUCUCAAGGUCUGACCUCGUCUGCUGUUCUGGAAAAGCUCAAGGAGUACAGCUCUAUGGAUGUCUUGUGGCAAGAAGGACGAGCCUCGGGAGCGGUGUACAGUGGGGAGGAGAAGCUCACGGAGCUCCUCGUGAAGGCUUAUGGAGAUUUUGCAUGGAGUAAUCCCCUGCAUCCAGAUAUCUUCCCAGGACUACGGAAGAUAGAAGCAGAGAUUGUGAGGAUAGCUUGUUCCCUUUUCAAUGGGGGACCAGAUUCCUGUGGAUGUGUGACCUCUGGGGGUACAGAAAGCAUACUGAUGGCCUGCAAAGCUUAUAGGGACCUGGCCUUCGAGAACGGGAUCAGAACUCCAGAAAUUGUGGCCCCCCAGAGUGCCCACGCUGCAUUUGACAAGGCAGCCCAUUAUUUUGGGAUGAAGAUUGUACGGGUUCCACUAAACAAAAAGAUGGAGGUGGAUGUUCGGGCAAUGAGAAGAGCCAUCUCCAGGAACACUGCCAUGCUCGUCUGUUCUACCCCACAGUUCCCUCACGGUGUGAUAGACCCUGUUCCUGAAGUGGCCAAGCUGGCUGUCAAAUACAAAAUACCUCUUCAUGUAGAUGCUUGUCUGGGGGGCUUUCUCAUCGUCUUUAUGGAGAAAGCAGGAUACCCACUGGAGCAGCCAUUUGAUUUCCGGGUGAAAGGUGUGACCAGCAUUUCAGCGGAUACUCAUAAGUACGGCUACGCCCCCAAAGGCUCUUCCGUGGUGUUAUACAGUGACAAGAAGUACAGGAGCUAUCAGUUCUUCGUUGAUCCAGACUGGCAAGGUGGCAUCUACGCUUCCCCAACCAUCGCGGGCUCACGGCCUGGUGGCAUUAGUGCAGCCUGCUGGGCUGCCAUGAUGUACUUUGGUGAGAGCGGCUAUGUUGAAGCUACCAAACAGAUCAUCAAAACUUCUCGCUUCCUCAAGUCAGAACUGGAAAAUAUCAAAGGCAUCUUUGUUUUUGGGGAUCCUCAGAUGUCAGUCAUUGCUCUGGGCUCCCAUGAUUUUGACAUCUACCGACUGUUUAAUCUGAUGACUGCGAAGGGGUGGAACUUGAACCAUCUGCAGUUCCCGUCCAGUAUUCAUUUCUGCGUCACGUUAGUACACACCCGGAAGCGAGUAGCCAUACAGUUCCUAAAGGACGUCCGAGAAUCUGUCACUCAAAUCAUGAAGAAUCCUAAAGCAAAGACCACAGGAAUGGGUGCGAUCUACGGCAUGGCCCAGACCACUGUCGACCGGAACCAGGUGGCGGAACUGUCCUCCAUCUUCCUGGACAGCCUCUACAGCACAGACGCCGUACCUCAGGGCAGCCAGAUGAACGGCUCUCCGAAGCCCUGCUGAGCCCGGGGGCUUCUGGCCUUCGAAGGUUCUCAGGGUGUGGAACAGGCCACACGGAGUUUCAACAUCUGGUCUUGCUCUAUAGAGCACAACGAGACGGACCACGAGACAGCUUGAUCCUCAGGAUUCGAGUUCCUCCUUUCAUCAUCCUUCUGUGGUUUUUAAUGUGAAGACCCCGAAGGACUCCAUUACGUAAUUAUUUUGCCCUUGUUCUAAAUAAUACACUAGGAAUUGUUUUAACCACUUCCUUCUCUGAUCUUUCUAGCUUUUACCUUCACUUAAUCAUGGUGUGGCAGCUCUGACCUGUCCUGAUUCCUUAGGAAGCUGGGGUGCAGCCUGAGACAGAAAUAGGUUUCCCGUGUCGGCUCAGGCAGAUUGGUGUAGUCAAACAGGAAGCAUUCAUGUAACAGACGUUUUCUCGGUGGGUGUUUGUAACUCUAAGCAGGAGGCUCUUUCAGCCCUGCCCUUUAAGUGGGCUAGUUGUCUCUCUUAGAGUUACUUUUACUGCAGCUUGUUUUAUUUCCCCAAGACAUGGUGGCGGCGUGUAGGGUGGUACAUGGUCCUUUUCUAGUGUGUAGUCCCCUUUGAUAUUUGGUUUUGACCAUCUUUGGAGAUUCGUAUUUGCAAUUGUGCCCCCACUGGUUUGUUCUUGAUCUAGGCAGGGACUAAUUCCCAGAGAAUCUAGGACUUCCUGGCCUGUUGCUGCCUCUCUGAGUAUCAGGGUAGGAUGAGCACCCAAAUUCACAUAUGUCCCCGAAGUUCAUUGUAGUCCUCCCCUCCCCCACUGCGUUAAGCCAUCAUGUGUGAGAAUGUGUUUGCUCAUAGCACCUUCACAAGUUGCCUUGAUUCACCCUAGUUGGUACAAGGAGGGCAUGAACGAGUCCCCAAGGCAGGAACAUUUUUUUUUGCUCCAUUAGUGUGUUUUUCCAGCCUCCUUCCUCUCUAUUCAGCUCCCAAAGGUACUAUGGCAGUUCAGCCUCAGGUACUGGAUGCUUCUCAGCCCCGGCUAGGAUGAGUAACAUUUUGGAAUAGGGAAAUAGGAUGGUGUUGGUUAUAGCCUAGGGCCUGGGGUUUCGUCUUAAGACUUGUUGCUCAGGAUGGUGCAGGGCCAGGGCCAAACUCUGUGCCCACUUUCUACCUUUUCUGCCUGCAUGGGGCCUGCCUGGAUCUCCCCUGAGCCUCUGUCCUGCCCUAAUGACGACACUGUGUGUGCCUUUUCCUCAGUGGGGAGCAGUGGUGGCUGUUUCUGACCCAGCCCUGGGGGCGGGGAUCAGUCUUUGAGGUUUUGUUUGGGUUGGGAGAAACUCCUCUGUCAGUUCCCCUUCUCAGGGACUCCUGAAGAUUCAGCCACUUCAGGCUGGUAUCCUUUCGCCCCUCGCUGGGUAUGCUGCCAGGGAGCCAACAUGACCAUUUCCCCAAGCUCCUCACCACUUUUGUCUGAAAUGUUCUGCACUGUACUUUCUACACAAAACUGUGACUGGCCGUGUCGAUGCAGUGUGUGUGUGUGUGUGUGUGUGUGUGUGUUUCAUCCUGUCCAUUGUAGGUUCCAAGAGUGGCUGCUGUGUGUGUGUGUGACAGGGAGAGGCUGAGGUCCUUCAGACAUGGAAGUUAUGUUCCUUCCAGCUGCUGAACUGGUGGGCAUCUCCUGAGAGAGGAGGAGUGGUCGGAGCUAUGGGUGAAUUGUCUUUUGUGUCUCCAAUGCAUUCAUUAUGUUGGAGGAAGUGCAGGGACCCAGCCCCACCCAACAGGCACCACUGUGGUUUGUCUGCUGCUAAAAUGGAGAAGCACGCACCCUACAGACUGUUCUCUGCUUCCACUGUCCCCCCAGGACCGUCCCCUGUGCUGUGAUAACAUUGCUGCAGGGGUUGGCCUGGGGUAGGGUUGUGGGACUGUUUUUCAAAGGGACCUACUGUAGCCACUUUAAUUUACGUUUACGAGCCUUAGUUCGAGUUAACAUUUGUGGGUUUUCUGUUCUGUGUGUAUCUGCUUAUAGUAGCACCCCAUCUGGCAGAAGUGGGCAGAAUGUCUUAACAAUAUCAUGUUAUUAGCAGAUGUCCACUGGCUUCUGCAGAAACGGUACUGUCUUGUUUCUGUAUUAGAAGUCACUAGUCUUGUGACUAUACUGCCGUGUCAUUUAAUUACCAGUUUUAUACUUUGAAAAUGGUACUUGCUCCUUUAAAUCUCAUCUUUAACCUCCUCCUUCCUGCAAUGUUCUCUUCCUAAUUGUAGCAAUAAUCUCUUAAAAACCAAUUAAAUAAUUAAAUGUCCCAAAUCUUA
Messenger RNA from Pipistrellus kuhlii (Kuhl's pipistrelle), 4167 nucleotides. RefSeq names its product sphingosine-1-phosphate lyase 1 (gene SGPL1). Gene Ontology annotation, biological process: carboxylic acid metabolic process; sphingolipid catabolic process. The record is from RefSeq and is a predicted model, not a curated record. The coding region runs from base 187 to 1893 and encodes 568 amino acids. Gene Ontology annotation, cellular component: endoplasmic reticulum. The transcript has 15 exons. Gene Ontology annotation, molecular function: sphinganine-1-phosphate aldolase activity; pyridoxal phosphate binding. NCBI's taxonomy places the organism in Eukaryota, Metazoa, Chordata, Mammalia, Chiroptera, Vespertilionidae.